AUGGAAGAUCUCAGAUUGGAGGAGGAUGAGUACCUCAGCUUUUGGGUCACAUACAACGCUGGAAUCGAGCAUCUUGCUCUUGUGACCCCCGAGGACAAGUCUGAGAACGCACAAUCACCAGCCAAAGACGCUGGAGCUGGCAACGAAAAUGUCCAAGACCUCAACAAUCAUGGACUCGGGAUUGACCUUCACGACGAUGUCACCGAAAAGGAGAAUAAGGGAUUCCCAAUCCCGGACGGAGUCAACCCAGCGACUGAGAACGAGAAUGUUCAAGUCCCAGUGGAGACUGACACUGUAUCCGAAGAUAGAGGUGGGGUCCCAGUUGAAUCUGCUGCACCUGAAGGUCCAAUGACACGCGAGGAAAUCAUUUUGAAGUGGCUAUCUGGCCUUGGACAUGACCCUGACCCAUUCUUCAGUGUGGACGACAGGAGCCCUCAAGAGCUUGAUUGGGGAGAGCGCGAUAUAGUGGCACAGGAAUGGGGCCAGGGCUGGGCCCGCACUCGACGAGCAACUGGGGUCCCUCGCCAGAUUCCAAACUAUCGCUUCUUUGACUACACAAGCGGCACGUACACCGACCUGCACGGGGCUCCGCCGCCUCUGUAG
Molecule: messenger RNA, 603 nt
Organism: Aspergillus lentulus
Lineage: Eukaryota; Fungi; Ascomycota; Eurotiomycetes; Eurotiales; Aspergillaceae
Source: RefSeq, a predicted model, not a curated record